This is a messenger RNA of Sciurus carolinensis (gray squirrel), 2147 nucleotides long. It is a transcript of the gene Optn, whose product is annotated as optineurin. Gene Ontology annotation, cellular component: cytoplasm; Golgi apparatus; nucleus. Gene Ontology annotation, molecular function: K63-linked polyubiquitin modification-dependent protein binding. Lineage: Eukaryota; Metazoa; Chordata; Mammalia; Rodentia; Sciuridae. Gene Ontology annotation, biological process: regulation of canonical NF-kappaB signal transduction; protein localization to Golgi apparatus; Golgi ribbon formation. The transcript is spliced from 14 exons. The record is from RefSeq and is a predicted model, not a curated record. The coding region runs from base 225 to 1949 and encodes 574 amino acids.
GGAGGCGAGGGGCUGGCGCUGCGGUCAGCUGAGCGGCGCCGGGCGGGUCGCGAGGCUGAGCGUAAGCCCCCGAGCCUCGCCGCUCCGAUCGCCGCCCUCGGCAGAUCUGCCGGCCGGCGUCCGCAUCCGGGCCUGGAGCUCUCCUCCAGGGGCACCAUGCCUAGGGGUCAGUGACACUGAGAGAAGCCGAUCGAGGGCGGCGGGUGAGCUGGGGAACAGCUACCAUGUCCCACCAGCCUCUCAGCUGCCUGACUGAAAAGGGGGACAGUCCCAUUGAGACCACAGGAAAUGGACCCCCCAUUCUGUCUCACCCCAGCCUGGACACAUUCACCCCAGAGGAGCUGCUGCAGCAGAUGAAGGAGCUCCUGGUUGAGAACCACCAGCUGAAAGAGGCCAUGAAGCUAAAUAAUCAAGCUAUGAAAGGGCGAUUUGAGGAGCUUUCAGCCUGGACAGAGAAACAGAAGGAAGAACGCCAGUUUUUUGAAAUACAGAGCAAAGAAGCCAAAGAGCGCCUGAUGGCCUUGAGUCAUGAAAAUGAAAAAUUGAAGGAAGAGCUUGGAAAACUAAAAGGGAAGUCAGAAAGAUCAUUUGAGGACCCCACUGGUGACUCCAGGCUUCCUAAGAUGUUAGCAGAGCAGGAAGUGGAACAGCUGAAGACCCAGGUGGCACGCCUUCAGGCAGAAAAGGCAGACCUGCUGGGCAUCGUUUCUGAAUUACAGCUGAAGCUAACUGCCAGCGGCUCUUCAGAAGACUCCUUUGUUGAAAUCAGGAUGGCUGAAGGAGAAGCAGAUGGAACAUUAAAGGAAAUCAAGAAUAGUCUUGGGCCCACAAGAACAGACUCCAUUGACACGAGCAAAUCUACCAAAGGUGCCAAGAAUUCUUUGGAAUUUGAAGAAUUAACUGUGAGCCAGCUCCUGCUUUGCCUAAGGGAAGGAAACCAGAAAGUGGACAGACUUGAAACUGCACUCAAAGAAGCCAAAGAAAGAAUUUCAGAUUUUGAAAAGAAAGCAAAUGAUCAUUGUGAAGUUGAUACCCAGACAGAGGGGAACACAGAAAAACAGCAUGAAGAGGAGAAAGGCACAGAGCCUGUUGGAAGUGAAGUGGAAAUGUUGAACCUUCAGGUGACAUCCCUGUUUAAGGAACUUCAAGAGGCUCAUACAAAAUUGAGUGAAGCCGAGCUGAUGAAGAAGAGACUUCAAGAAAAAUGCCAGGCCCUUGAGAGGAAAAAUUCUGCAACCCCAGCAGAGCUGAAUGAAAAACAAGAGCUUAUUUAUAAUAACAAGAAGCUAGAGCUGCAAGUGGAAAGCAUGCGAUCAGAAAUCAAAAUGGAACAAGCUAAAACAGAGGACGGAAAGUCCAAGUUAGCCAUUCUACAGUCAACACACAACAAGCUUCUUCAAGAACAUAAUAAUGCAUUGAAAACAAUUGAGGAACUAAUAAGGAAAGAGUCAGAAAAAGUAGACAGGGCAGUGCUGCAGGAACUAAAUGAAAAGCUGGAACUGGCAGAGAGGGCACUGGCUUCUAAGCAGCUUCAAAUGGAUGAGAUGAAACAGACCAUCGCCAAGCAGGAGGAGGAUCUGGAAACCAUGGGUGUCCUUAGGACUCAGAUGGAGGUUUAUUGUUCUGAUUUUCAUGCUGAAAGAGCAGCAAGAGAGAAGAUUCAUGAAGAAAAGGAGCAACUGGCAUUGCAGCUGGCAAUUUUGCUGAAAGAGAACAAUGCUUUUGAAGAUGGAGGCAGUAGGCAAUCCUUGAUGGAAAUGCAGAGCCGGCAUGGGACAAGAACAAGUGACCCAGACCAGCAGGCUUACCUCAUCCAAAGAGGAGCCGAGGAUAGGAACUGGCGACAACAGCAACCACCGAGUAUUCCAGGUCAUUCUUGCCCCAAGUGUGGAGAAGUUCUGCCUGACAUAGAUACAUUACAGAUUCAUGUGAUGGACUGCAUCAUUUAAGUGUUGAUGUUUCACCUCCCCAAAACUGUUGGUAAAUGUCAGCUUUUUCCUCCAAGACUUGUACUUUUGUCUUAUUUGUUUUCACUCAUAUAUUUUGCCUCAUUAUGCUUGUUUUAGGAGAAAAAAAAAGAUGUAUCAAUUCUAAGAAAACACUUUGUGGAUUUCAAUGUGCUCACAAACUAAAAUCCUUAACCACUA